AUGACUGUAAAUAGUGAGAAUGUUUCCAUCAAGCGAUCUGAGAAUUCUCGGAAGAACUCUAUGGAAGUAGAUAUGCUUGAAAACGAUUCCAUUGGUGGCAUUCAAAUGUGGCAGCAAGAAGACUAUGAUGAUCAGGUUUUGGGACAUGGUUUGAUCGAAGAAGGAUUAAUCUUAUUGGAUGAAUUAACAGAACAUCCAAGUGGAGAAAUAUUAAGCAGUUUAUACUAUUUUCUUCGUGGUUUACGUGUUCUCUUUGAAACAAAAUCAAUUGAUUUUUUCACUUCAUAUUCCAGUGUAAAAAACAAUCAUCAUUCUGGUUGGAGAUCAGAUAUAAACAAUAUAUCACCGGAUCUAUCCACAUCGUUAGAACGUUUUCUAAUGAAAUUCUAUGCUGUGUAUCCAUUGCAGUUAUCUGAUGAUAAUAAUAAUAACAAUGAUAGAUCAUUGAUACAACAACCUCAACACCACCACCACCAACAACAACAACAACACCACAAGAAAGGCAUGGAUAAACAAGCAGAGAAUUAUUUACGCCUAUUAAAUGCUUUCAAUGGACAACAGAAAUCAGUGAAUUUAUUAUCUAGAAAACAAUUUAAACAAGAACGUAAACGUAAAAAUAAACAAUUAAGACGUCAAAUGACAAUUGCUAGUGAUGAUUCUUCUCCAAUAACAACAGCAACAACAACGACGACAACAACAGAAAUGGAAGAAGAAACAAGUGAUCCACUUGAUGAAAGUAUCCUUGAUUCAAUGAAUAUUAACAAUGUAAAUAAUAUUCCCUCAACAAAAACCAAUUCAUCCAAUAAUAAUAACAAUCAAAUUUCGCAUUGGAUUAAUUUAAUCAAUCUAUCAGCAUUUGAACUGUUCACCUAUAUUGAAUACUAUUCAUUGAAAUGUUCAGAAGUCAGUGGGCACUCGCCAUUUUUAUGGCCACCACCUGAUGAUAUGCAAGAACGUUUAAUCAAGCUUUGGUUUGAUCAGUUAUCCGAGUUUUUAUUGACGUCCAAUACAACAACAACAACAACAGAUAUCAUUUAUGAUAUUAGUCAUUGGCUUCGUGCAUUCGAUUUGUAUUUAUUUACGCCUUGUCGUUUAAAAUGGAGUAUAGACACAUCAACUCGCCUGUUUAUUCCAUCGGUGAUAAUUUACUUAGGACAACUUUUGCAUCAACUUUCUAUGAAUACUCUUGACAGAGAUAAAUAUCUUAGUAAAAAAGAGCAUUUUCUUAUUGGUCGUUGUGCUGGUUUACUGACCACUUUUUUAACUAAAAAUCUUUUAGUUAAUAGACAGAAUAUUGAAGUGAAUUCAAAUUCGUGUGAAUCAGAGGAUGAAAAUAUUGAGGUUGACUUCCAGGCUAUUGAAUAUGAUGAAAUGUGGAUAUGGAAGAAGUCAUGCAUCAGUCUGUCGGAUACGCGAAUCCAACCUGUCUACGGAUCAAUAUUCACUAAUUUGGUGAAUUGUCUAGCUAGACUGUCGUUAAAAGAACCUCCACGUGUUUGUUAUGCUCCUCCAUUAUCUGAGCAUACAUUAGAUAGUAUGCGUAAUCAAUAUCCAAGUUGUAAUGUUUCUCUUAGUAGUGUUAAACAAAUACAAAUUAUAGACAGUACUUGGACUGCUUGUCUUCUUCAACUGUAUCAAAUAAAAUAUUCACCAGCAAUGAAAUGUAUUCAUGAGAAUAAAGAAUUGAAUACAAAAUUGAAUACUACUGCAGCCUAUCUGGAUAAUCUAACUUCAAUGAAUAUUCUAAGCAAGAAGUUGAAUAUUUCUUGUACAGAAGAAUUGCUGGAUAACAGUCAAACAGGUUGGUUAGUGUCAGGAUAUUUACCAAGAAUUACAGAUUGUCGGUACACCUGUUCAGUAUUUUGGCGGCCUUUAAAAGAUAAUCGCAAUCAUUUAUUACAUUUAUGCUAA
Molecule: messenger RNA, 1911 nt
Organism: Trichobilharzia regenti
Lineage: Eukaryota; Metazoa; Platyhelminthes; Trematoda; Strigeidida; Schistosomatidae
Source: the annotation of a GenBank genome assembly